Molecule: messenger RNA, 333 nt
Organism: Eimeria mitis
Lineage: Eukaryota; Apicomplexa; Conoidasida; Eucoccidiorida; Eimeriidae
Exons: 1
Coding region: 1-333 (110 amino acids)
Source: RefSeq, a predicted model, not a curated record
AUGGCUGCGACGACUGCAGUGCUAACCCCCCCAAACCGCCAAUUCUGUCUCAGUGGAAUGCUUUCUGAAGUAACAGGCAGCACAACCUCUCCGUGGGAGGCCUCCGAAGCACCGCCGCCCAAGUCGAGCAGCUCCAGCGCUCGGGCAGCGCCCGGUUCCAUUGCAGAUGCGGUCCGCAUGGCUUCUCAUGCUCUUAAGAAAGCCUACAUUGAGCUGGGUGAGUGGCACAGGAAAUCAGGGGAAAACUCCGGGAACGCGAAGCCAGGAGAAAAGGAGGAUCACUGUAUCGGCGCGGGGGUUGAUCCAGUGUCAAACGAUAGGCGUGCACCGUAG